ACUUUCCAGGGUUUCUGCAGCUUUUGCGAGCACCAUCUCAGCCUGUUUCUUGUAUUCCUUGCACUGUACACUCUAACCCUGGCUGGCAAUGUGGUCAUCGUGACCAUCAUUAGUGUGGAUCGUCACCUGCACACACCCAUGUACUUCUUCCUGAGCAUGCUGUCCGCUUCAGAGACCAUAUAUAUACUUGUCAUUAUACCCAAAAUGCUCUGUAACCUCGUAGGCCUGAGUCAGCCCAUCUCCUUGGCUGGCUGUGCCACUCAGAUGUUCUUCUUCAUCACCUUGGCCAUCAACAACUGCUUCCUACUCACAGCAAUGGGCUAUGACCGCUACGUGGCCAUCUGCAACCUCCUGAGGUACACAGUCGUCAUGAACAAGAAGGUGUGCAUGCAGUUGGUGGGGGGUGCCUGCAGCAUUGGGCUGAUCGUAGCCAUGACGCAAGUGACAUCUGUGUUCAGGUUGCCUUUCUGUGCUACGAAGGUGGCCCACUUCUUCUGUGACAUCCGACCUGUGAUGAAGCUCUCUUGCAUUGACACCUCGGUCAAUGAGAUCCUGACUGUGAUCAUCAGUGUGCUGGUGCUCGUGGUUCCCAUGCGCCUGGUCUUCAUCUCCUACAUCCUCAUCAUCUCCACCAUCCUCAAGAUCCCUUCCGCCCAGGGCCGGAAGAAGGCCUUCGUCACCUGUGCCUCCCACCUCACGGUGGUCAUCGUCCACUAUGGCUGUGCCUCCAUCGCCUACCUCAAGCCCAAGUCUGAGAACACCAGGGAUCAGGACCAGCUGAUCUCUGUGACCUACACCGUCAUCACGCCCCUGAUGAACCCAGUGGUCUAUACCCUGAGGAACAAGGAAGUCAAGGAUGCUCUGCUUGAGGCCAUGGGCAGGAAGCUUCCCUGA
Suricata suricatta (meerkat) is the source of this 894-nucleotide messenger RNA. RefSeq names its product olfactory receptor 10J1-like. The transcript has a single exon. The record is from RefSeq and is a predicted model, not a curated record. Gene Ontology annotation, cellular component: membrane. Gene Ontology annotation, biological process: G protein-coupled receptor signaling pathway. The annotation marks the transcript as partial. Gene Ontology annotation, molecular function: G protein-coupled receptor activity; olfactory receptor activity. Lineage: Eukaryota; Metazoa; Chordata; Mammalia; Carnivora; Herpestidae.